Messenger RNA from Histoplasma capsulatum G186AR, 1899 nucleotides. RefSeq lists its product as uncharacterized. The transcript has 2 exons. Gene Ontology annotation, cellular component: nuclear chromosome. Bases 1 to 1899 code for a protein of 632 amino acids. Gene Ontology annotation, molecular function: DNA binding; DNA-binding transcription factor activity. NCBI's taxonomy places the organism in Eukaryota, Fungi, Ascomycota, Eurotiomycetes, Onygenales, Ajellomycetaceae. The record is from RefSeq and is a predicted model, not a curated record. Gene Ontology annotation, biological process: positive regulation of transcription by RNA polymerase II; meiotic cell cycle.
AUGUUGGAUUCCACUUAUUCCAGCUUUAAUGCUGCAUCUGGGCUACUCAUGAGCCCGAUUGAACCGUCCCGUGGAUCAUCCUCAACAAGCCCCAGCUCAGCUACGACUUCAUAUGCUUAUACAUCACUUUCAAAUUCUAUACCGAAUACGGCGACUUCAACCGAAGGGUUUUCGACGCAAUCGUCCUACUCCCAUCCUACAAACUUGCGGUGGAACGAUAGAAUGGGAGACUUGAGAGUCCAACGGGUACCUGCGCUACAGCCUCCGUCGGGUAUGUCACCACCCUUGCAAUCACAGGGCACUGUGGUUCCAGUGUCAACCGGGUUGAUGACAAGGACCGAUCCGUAUUCGAUGUCAUACUCCAUAAACCGGAACUCAUACGGCACUCCGCACCAGACUAUGAACGAUAUAUCACGUUAUUCCCAAUACCCUUCUACGCGGACAAUGGGCGUCCACGCAAAUAGUUCCUCGAUUUAUAACCAUCUGAUGGACACCUCAUCUCGGGCUUCUCAAUCAAGCCCAGAAGCUCCCCCAUUCAACGAAACAAACGUGCUUCAUUCCGUUUUUACAAAUAGCCACCAAACAAUCAAUCCGGAAAUCCAAGCGAAGAUACAUAAGGGGUUCUUUCAGGUGGAUGACAAGUGGACAUGCUAUCGUCGCAACUACUUUUCUGUAUCCUGCUCGUUCUCGCUACGCCCCUGGACUCCAAAUUCUCCAUUAUAUGUCCAACUUCCCAACAGCAACCCGCAGAGCGUUCGGUCGUUUGCAAUGUCAAUAUCUGCGGUCGUGAAUGCACAAGAGAAUGAAACCCGAGAACUUGUCCAACAUACGCCAAAACGAGACAAACAAUCAGAAAAAAAGCCGGGAAGGAUAACUUUGCACCCGCAGCAUCCACCGUCUCUCGCUAUGGUCCAUCCACCGUCGCUUGGUGGUAAUCAUAUAUCGUUCGCCGCGCCACCGCACACUUCAAGUCUACCAUUAGAUUAUGGACAAACCUUCGGAGCAGCUCCGCAGGUAUCACAGCCCCCCUCUUCCCAUACAUUUGAACGUAUCCAGUUUCAAAAAGCAACAGCAAACAAUGGCAAACGCCGUGCGCAACAACAGUAUUACAAUCUGGUUGUGGAGCUCUACGCCGAAAUCCCCAUGCCAAAUGGUGUUGAUCUUCAGUGGGUCUUGAUCGCUAAAAGAUUAUCCCAUCCGAUGGUGGUUCGUGGUCGGUCACCGGGCCAUUAUAAAGAUGGUCGGCGAGACAGCUCAGCAAGUAUGGGGCCAGACGGCGGUACUGGAAGCUCAGGAGAUGGCAACGGAGGGGGUUGCUUACCUCCAGGAAUCGGCCACGGCCCACGCGCCCAUCUUUCAUUAAUGUCACACUACAGCGGUAGUCACCGCCCUCCUGCUUCGUAUAACUACCACCGGCUAUCAUCUACAGACCACUCUCCUUUAACCACAAGCCCUCUUAUAUCGUCGUCGUCGUCGUCGCCUGAUUAUAACAGCUAUACCAUGAUGAACGGUUCGAUGGAUCCAUUAGAGACGAUCAAGGACACCACAACCGCAGGCGCUUAUGGUGACCCAACGUUUACAACUGCUUCACCAGAUUCAAGAAAAAUAUGCAUCGAACCGUCUAACUUACGCCUACAUAUGCCAAGCUACGAUGACGACGCCACCGUAAAGACACAGGAGGAUCACGACAGUACGUACAACACAGCCUUCGAUCCAAUGAUCCCGGCUUUACAAAAUGAGCACGAUGGCUCAAGUCAAUAUCUCAAACGGCACGGUAUUACCAGCUAUUUGAAUAACGCUUCAGGUCCCAGAUUUGGUGGAUCCUAUGCCAGUCGUUCCGGAGAUAAUUCUUACGGCCGCCUCGACCCGAUCCAAAAUCCCCAGAGUCUCUGUUCUUGA